UUGGCUGCAUGCACGGUCUAUGGUUGGCUGUAGGAGGAAAAAAAGGCGAAUUUAAAAGAGGGGGAUGGGGCAAUGAGUUGUUUUGUGUUGCAUUCCUGCAGUGUGCUUGACCUUUGACCUGGUUGUUGUGCUCACUCUUCUCCUCGCAUACCAAAGUGAGGGGUUUUCCCUGCAGUAUGCCAGAAGGAGCUAGCUCGCACGCGCUGCGCCCUGGACGUGUUUACUAGCUGCUAGCUUACAAAAGGCUCGCGCUGUUUACCUACCUGAAUCUGCAGCUAGCUAGCUAGCAACGAGGAUCGCUUUAAAAUUAUCAUCAUCAUUACAAUUAUCAUCAUUAGUAUUAUUAUUGAUCUUAUUUAAACCGAGGCGCGCGUGUUGCAUUGUCAGAAACCGUGCAAAGAAAAUCGUAGAAGAAGAAAAAGAAGAAGAAGGAGGAGUAGGUGUGGAGUGUGUUUUUUGGAGAUCGUCGCGAGCUCGGUCGGGUCACUCUGCUCCCCGCGCGCGCUAGCUCUCACGCUCGCUCUCUCGUUGCUUCACGCGCACACGUUUUUUAACCGAUUCCGCGCGAGCCGAUUAUUCGGCGUGUAGCCCGCCGCAGAAACACGGAGAAGACCGAGGAAAUGAAGGACAAACAGAAGAGGAAGAAGGAGCGCACAUGGGCCGAGGCUGCUCGCAUGGUUCUUGAGAACUUCUCGGAUGCCCCAAUGACACCUAAACAGAUCCUUCACGUCAUCCAGACAAAGGGACUCAAAGAAAUGAGAAGCGGCACAGCCCCACUGGCCUGCCUAGUUACCAUGCUUCACUCCCAAGUGAGGGGCGAUCGAGUAAAGAACAGCAUCUUCUUCAAGCUACCUGGAAGAAUGAGUCUUUUCACACUAAAGAAAAAUGCUCUCCAGUGGACGAAGAACCCAUCUGGUUCUGAGGCUUCAGACCCAAGCACCGCACCAGCAGCUUCAUCCACUGCUUCGCUCGGAGCAGCAGAGGGGGGCGAACAGGAAAGCGGUGACUCCACGGAAACGACGGCUGCCAGCGGUGAGAACGAUGCUUCAGUGGAUGAGACUUCCUCCAGUGCCUCCUGUUCCACAGAGCCACAGACACGACUAAGUCGAUCCUCACAGUCAGGGAGACAGAGGAAGAAAUCUGUCAUGAUGCCUCGAGUGGUUCUUACUCCACUGAAGGUCAACGGUGAACACGUCCCAUCAGGAGCUGCGGGGAGGCGCAGGGAAGGGUCUAGGGGGGGUCCAGGCCCAGUACUUCGAGCCCGCUCCGAGCUGGGCUGGAAACGCCCCCAGCACUUCAAGAGCAUGCGUGGCCUACGUUCAGGGCCAAUGAAGAGGAAUAGAGGAGGUGUAGAGGUGGACUUUGAGACCCCGGGCUCAAUCCUGGUCAACACAAACAUCCGUGCUUUAAUUAACACGCGCACAUUUGCAGCAUUUCCUCCCCACUCUCAGCAACAACUUCUUCAACUUCUCCCUGAAGUAGACAGACAGAUUGGUCCUGAUGGUCUUGCCCGACUCAGCAGUUCAGCACUGAAUAACGAAUUUUUUACUCAUGCCUCUCAAAGCUGGAAAGAGAGGCUCGCUGAAGGUGAGUUCACACAUGAGAUGCAGGUUCGCUUUAGACAAGAGAUGGAAAAGGAAAAGAAAGUGGAGGCAUGGAAGGAGAAAUUCUUUGAGGAGUAUCAUGGCCAAAAAUCUGGCUUAACCCGUGAAGAGGCAUUAAAACUCACAAUGAGUGAUGCAGGAGAUGUUUCUGGGUCAGUCCUUGGGGCUGAUACUACUGCAGCCACACCCAAGAGGAGAGGUGUUGGAAGACGACGAAGGGAGGGUCGUAUUAGGAGGCGAUCACGUGCUGACCUCAGAAGAAGGGCGCGACGCCCACUCUGCAAGACUACUCCUGCAGCAGUGGCUCAAGAACCAGCAGAGACCCAGGCAGCUGUAGAAGUUGUGGCCCCGACUACAUCACCUGUCCCAGAAACCAGCACAGUACAGGCAGAGGUUGUCCUUCAAGCCGAAUCAGAAUCAGAAACUCCAGUGGAGACACUAUGUACAGAGGCAGCCCCCUCCCCUGCCCCGGUGUCUACUCCUGCUCCUGCUUCUACAAGCUCAACUUGCGAUGAACCAGAAGGUUCCACUAGUCUGCUGCCUGAAGUUGUUGAGCCUACCGUUGCCUCGACUUCCUCGCCUUCCUCAUCCUCUUCUUCGACAUCCUCAUCAUCCUCUCCAUCUUCAUCUCCCUCCUCUACCUCUGAUCGGCAAGGAGCCUUUGCUGCUAGCUCUGACUCAUCAUCUUCCUCCUCAUCCUCAACUGCUGCUGUUGCCACUGACCCACUGGACGAUGGUGCCUCGAUCACCACAGGUACAGCAGGCACCGGUGCGAGCAGCAGAGAGAGCAGCCCGGCAGCAAGUCCUGCUACAGUCAGCCCUGCCAUCCAGCUCAAGGAACAGAAAAGAAGGCCCGAUGAGUCCCAGGCCUUCACCAGCUUUCCCGAGAAGAGGGCACGGCUGGAUGAGCAUCAGUCCUUUCGUAACACAGUUGACUGUGUGCACUCAGAAAAGCCGCAGCCUACAACAGAGGAGCCCAAGGUCCCGCCAAUCCGGAUUCAGCUCUCCCGGAUCAAACCUCCGUGGGUCAAAGGGCCGCCAACGUACCAAAUCUGUCCCCGCAUCGUGCCCCCCAGCGAGGGGUCGAGGCGCAGUGGGACGGGGGCGCGCACCUUGGCGGACAUCAAGGCCCGCGCCCAGCAAGCCCGCGCACAGCGGGAAGCCGCUGCUGCUGUUGCAGCCACUGGGGACGGGGCAGGGCCUGGGGGGGGCGGCCCGGGGGGUGGUGGUGGGAUACCGGAUUGCUCCAGCGGGAGGCGUUCGAGAGAGCACCCGGGUCCCGUUGAACCUGGAGGAGGAGGAGGAGGAAGAGGAGGAGGAGGAAGAGUUGGAGAUGUGGAGGACCAGGAAUCGCUUGCAAGCUCUCAUUCGUCUGGAGCACAACUACAGUUAUCCAAUGUAGAGCAUCCAGAAAAAACCCAAGCCUCUACCCCACAAACUUUGCCAUCUCCAUCCUCUGUAUCUUCCAAUCCUUCAGUGCUACCCUCAGAGUCGCCCAAAACCUUCACAGCAUCACCAACUGAGACAGACAGCCCAGCCUCCCAGGACCAGGUAGACGAUAUCUGUGGCGGAGAGGAGGUGACGGUUAGCUCCAGUGAUAAAGCCUCCGAGCAGACCUUAGACACUCCUGUGCCUACCCCCAGUGAGCCCGAGUCUGUAGGCAGUCAACAAGAGAGUAGGGUUGAAGAGGCUGAUUCAAAUGACAGCAGAACACUCACUCCUAAUUAUACCAUUUCACCAGUGUCCAGUGAAGCAGUAAAUCUUGUUCCCACCUCAAUUCCUGACUCAUUGCCUAGGUUUGGUGCCCAAGGUGUGGAUGUGAUCAGAUCCUUGGCAGCAUCUUCACAGCCUUGGGAAGCUGAGCAGAAUUUGGGUGAACAUUGUUCGGGCACUACUGGGGUCAUUCAGCACGGGUCAGAUGUGAAAGUCCCCAAAGAGACAUUUGUUGCAACCCGCAAUGGUUUUGUAAGUGGUGCUGAGGAUCAUGUGGUUAGGGAGAGAGUUCUGCAGGAGCACAAGAGUGCAACUGAGGCUGAAACUGAUGGUAAAUAUGUAAGUUCCCUCUCAUGUCUACCAAAUAACAUGAGAGAGGAAGAUAAUGGUGUACACAGUGACUCUACAGAGACUGCAUCAGACUUUGAGAAUGAAACUCAAGAGGAUGAUAGUGUGGACUGGCACAGAACUAUGGACCAUAAUGGCGUGCAAGGUCAUAAUUCAAAGUCUCAAAACCAUCCUGUCAUUCAGACACCAAAUCGUCUUACUUCUUGCACUUUGAGCUCUCCGCAGCAUCAGCAGCCUGUUAUCCAGGCCCAUGUCUCUAAUCCUACACACAGCCAAACUGUCAUUCAGGCCCGUUUCCCCAACGGCAUUCCAAACCAGCCAGUGAUUCAGACACAAAAGCACCAUUCAGUUCACACCCAUGGCAUAAACCAUGUCCAGGAGCAAAACUCCAAUGCCUUGACCCAGGUCCAUGUGCAGCCAUACCUCAUGCAUGUAGAGAAGGAGCAAAGCAAAGCUCAUUUUCUAAAUGAGAGUAGCAGUGGAGGAAAGCCAUUUAUCCUAACAGAUGAUGAUUCAAAACUUAUCUGCAAAGGGCCUAUGGAUGAAUCUGGAUUAAAGAACUUUCCCAGUCUUUCUGCUGUUAAGAGAAUUCAAACCUCUGCACGACCUGUGUCCUCUGUAGAGGCAAACAACCCUCUGGUUACCCAGCUUCUUCAAGGCAGCCUGCCUUUGGAGAAAGUCCUUCCCCAGUCACACUCUGCAAGUAAGCUGGAGAUAAAUAGACUACCAGGAGCACCAACAGGUUUGUCUUCAAACCGACAGCCUGGAGGAUCUCCCAGAAACAUAGCUCCUCGCUUCAGACCCCCACCUGAAUCAGGGGGAACCACAGAACCUGCUAGCUCAGACUUUCAGCAUAAAGCCUCUUCUACUCAUCAGUCACCUGUGCCUGGAAGGAAUUAUGGUGCCUCACCACCUGCCACUUUACAGUCGCGAAUAGGAUGCCUGCUUGAUGAAACCAGCUCCCGUGGCACAGUUGUCCAGCAGUUUGUUCCUCAGCAGUCUGCAAACAAUGUGCCUCCUGGUGCAGUACCUGUCAUCACCUCCCUCCCAUCAUCUUCCUCCUCAAGGCAUUCAGUGGACUUGAACUCUCAAAGUGCCCAAGUUUUGGAGUCAGCUGUGAUAAAAGAGCACCCCAUCCCUCAGAUUUCACGUAGUGACACUCCAGAAAGGCAAGCAGCUGGUCUUCAGCAACACUCCGUUAACCAUUCCCAGCCAAUCUGCAGAACUACACCUGAUGCUCCUUCCCCUCCACAUGGUGACCUUUGUCCUUCUGAAGUUGUACCUACUGUUAAGAUCAGUUGGCGCCCGCCGAAAUCGCAGCCACCCCAACCUCAGUCCUAUCAACAACAGAUCUCUCAUGGGGCUAGUGUGAAAAAUGAAGUCUCUCUACGCCCCUCGUGCCAGCAAGCUCUACCAAAAAAUUCACAGGCUGCAAUGGGUGGCAAUGGCUCUGUUGUUAUAACCAAAAAAGAACCCCAGAGCUCCUUGGACAGUUAUACAGGAAGUGGGGGAGCCAUGGAAGGACUGCUUAAUAUGGAAAUGUCCCUUGUAAGAAUGGCUAAAAAAGAGCAAGGUAAAAACCCUUUCACACGUCAUACUGACUCCACAGUCUCACCUGUGUCGUCCUCUCCUUCAUCUACCUCUGCCUCAUCAUUUUCCUACCAUCUGUAUGGAAAGUUGCCUAAGUUGCAGCAGAGUGGAGGUGGAAGUGCACUGACUGGAGACACUGGAGGGGGGUCCUCAUCUGGCUUCAGCUAUACGGCAAAUGUCUCAGUAGUGGACGGUAGUGGCUUCUCUCGCAGCAUAGCAGAUAGUGUGCUGCAACUGCGGCCACGUGUUGGGAACACUGGAAGCCAGAGUACUGCCCUGAGUAUCCAGGCAUUUGCUGAAAGUGCAGCAGAGGAGGUGGCUCUUAAGUGCUCUUGCCGCCUCAAGGCCAUGAUUAUGUGCCAGGGGUGCGGUGCCUUCUGCCAUGACGAUUGCAUCGGCCCUUCCAAACUCUGUGUUUCCUGUCUGGUGGUUAGAUAGUGUGUUACAGCACCUCUGAACGGAGUCUACGGCAGUAUUUUUGCAUUGGCAUCCCAAGACGUUACCUGUUCUCAGAGACCAGAGAAACAUUUGGACUCAACUAAGAAAAGAAUAAUGGGAGAACUCUUGGUGUGAAUACAUGGCCUGAUUUUUGAUGUUGGACAAAGUAAAAACAAUAGGGCUGCUAGAUGCCCUGCAAGAUCAAAUUUAGUCUGUAUUUUUGCUUCAUAUUUUUUUUCUAUUGCUGUUAUGAUGGUGUUAUGAUGUGUAUUAUUAUUAUUAUUGUUAUUAUUAUUAUUAUUAUUAUUGUUGGUAUUAAGUGAAUUUACAUGGCACAGUUGAUUGUAGAUUGUGCCUUUUUUUUCUUUUUCACAAAACAUUUACCUCAUCUACUUGACACCAAUCAUUGGUUCAGUGUGAAAAUGGUGGUGUUCAUGUUUGCGUUUUUCCUCUCACCUACCUCUCUGAAAAAGAGAGCAUGAGGAGUUGUCUUGCGCAUCUUGUCUUGCAAAGAAAUAUUUUUUUAAAUCAUUAAACAAGCCAAUUCUUUUGUUAUUUUGUAAGUGCUUCCUUUCCUUUUUUAUUUUCUUAUCCAAAGUGAAGUCCAGUCUGUACUUGGCGGUUAAGCACAGUAUUCUAAUCUAAUAAAGCUGACAAUGAACAGA
This is a messenger RNA of Clarias gariepinus (North African catfish), 6358 nucleotides long. It is a transcript of the gene asxl1, whose product is annotated as ASXL transcriptional regulator 1. Bases 621 to 5693 code for a protein of 1690 amino acids. The record is from RefSeq and is a predicted model, not a curated record. Lineage: Eukaryota; Metazoa; Chordata; Actinopteri; Siluriformes; Clariidae. Gene Ontology annotation, molecular function: chromatin binding; DNA binding; peroxisome proliferator activated receptor binding. Gene Ontology annotation, cellular component: PR-DUB complex. Gene Ontology annotation, biological process: animal organ morphogenesis; positive regulation of transcription by RNA polymerase II. The transcript is spliced from 13 exons.